Cyclocybe aegerita is the source of this 1446-nucleotide messenger RNA. The record is from the annotation of a GenBank genome assembly. NCBI's taxonomy places the organism in Eukaryota, Fungi, Basidiomycota, Agaricomycetes, Agaricales, Hemipholiotaceae.
AUGGGACUCAUAGAACCUCGCCCAUUGCCUUCUGUGCUCCUCGUCGGUUUGGUACCUAUCGCGACUUGGUUUAUUGUGCGACCACUGCUGGAACCAAUCCCUGCGAUCCCUGCACUAUAUUCGUCUGUCGGCCUCUCCAUUUUUGCUUUUUUAGCUUCCAUCUAUCUCGUUCCAGCUUUGGGUCCAACUUUUAUCAAAGCGAACCUCAAAGGACAUGACCUUCUCAAAGUAUACAAGGAUGACCUCGACAUACCAGAAAGCAUGGGCCUUGUUUGCGCUUCGAUCUAUAUCCUCGCUCUCAUUUUGUUUAUCCCGUUUGCAUUCUCGACACCCAUAAGAGAUCAGGCGCUUGCAAAGAAGGCACAAGAAGGAAUUACGGUUGUCGAGUUUCCUCAUUAUCAGCUUGCUGUAUAUUUAUCGUCUCUCUUAUCACUCCUAAUUGCAACAAUGUUGGGCUUUCUAGACGAUGUUUUCGACAUCCGUUGGCGUCACAAGCUUCCCAUACCAAUAAUUGCGUCUAUCCCUCUAUUAAUGGUUUACUACGCUGAGCACGGCAACACGAACGUUGUUGUUCCUCUCCCUUUCCGGGUUCUCCUUGCGGAGUUAAUCAAUCUUGGGCCACUGUACUAUGUCUACAUGGCUAUGCUUUCGACGUUUUCCACCAAUAGUAUCAACAUCCUUGCAGGAAUCAAUGGCUCAGAAGUGAGUCAAGCACUCGUUAUUGCCGGAUCAAUCAUUGUAAACGACCUGCUAUAUCUACCGUGGCCAAUCGACUUCCGACUGCCUCUCCAUCUAUUGGGCAAUAAAACUGAGCUUGAAUUUGGCGGUGUAUGGAAUGCAGGCAUGGCCUACGGAAGCCGUCAACUGGUUGAACGCCAUCUCUUCAGUCUGUACUUCAUGUUACCCUUAGUUGCGGUUUGCCUAGGAUUUCUGUACCACAACUGGUAUCCUGCACGAGCAUUUCCUGGCGAUACUUUAUGUUAUCUCACCGGCAUGGCUUUCGCAGUCGUCGGCAUUCAGGCACACUUCUCGAAAACGCUCCUGCUGUUCUUUAUUCCGCAAAUAUUCAACUUUGUUUUAUCUUGUCCGCAAUUAUUCGGAUUGGUUCCCUGUCCUCGGCACAGGGUUCCUCGCUUUGACAGCAACACCAAUCUGUUGCACCCUUCCAAAGCCGAGUUCAAGACGUCUCCGUCGAAGCUGUCAAUUUUGGUGCUUCGGCUGUUAUCUACAUUGGGAUUGACUCAAGUAACGGAACAUCCAAACACCGGGCUCAUCUCUGAAGCGACGAAUCUCACAAUACUCAAUGUCUUCCUCUUACGUUUCGGCCCGAUGAACGAGAAGAAACUUAACCAGGUCUUGAUAUGCUCACAAUUGGCAGGAAGUGGUUUGGCGUUCUUCAUCAGAUAUGGACUCGCCUGGUUGGUUUAUGACGGAGAUAGAAGAUAA